Molecule: messenger RNA, 4949 nt
Organism: Mya arenaria
Lineage: Eukaryota; Metazoa; Mollusca; Bivalvia; Myida; Myidae
Exons: 11
Coding region: 100-2691 (863 amino acids)
Molecular function (GO): dopamine receptor binding
Source: RefSeq, a predicted model, not a curated record
CAAAUUUUCAUCGAAGUCACGUGACUGAAUCUAAGCACUUAGCAUGAUAAAGGAACUGAAUAAAUAAUGGGAUUUAAAUGAGCAGUGAGUUACUGAGUAAUGGCUGAUAAAAAACCAAGAGGAGCAGAUGGGCAGUACCGCAGCAAAGAUGCUGACUUUGGUGUGUUUCAGCCCAUGGACAAUCCGACCAAUCAGUAUCCUGCAUACACGGCCUGGACGCAGUUCAGUGGAAUGCCACCUUCACCUAACAGUCCUUCUACCUAUGGCUGGGACAGUUUUGUAACUCCACCGAACUCUCCAUCUUCAGACAAACUUCCGCCUGAAGCAAACCCAAAUUACUUUGCAGAACUAAACAAAAUGAUGACUGCAAUGGGUAAAAACAAUGCAGCUAACUUUGACAAUAGCAAUGACACAGACAAGCUUGCAAAUACUCCAGUGGCUCAGUCUUUGUUGGAGGCCCUAAGUUCCAAUCCCAAUGGUGUAUGUAUGAUGGGUGCUAUGGGAGAUCCCUCAUUAGAUGGUUCAGGGUCUAUGGACUAUGAAAGUUUUAGUCAAGACGGUUAUGAAAUGUAUGCAGAAGCUUUAAAGACGUUAGGAGACUCUGCAUACCAGUCAUACAGCCCUUUUGGAACCACUGAUGUUCUCAAUGCUUCUCCUUCAUCCACUCCACCCCCACAGGAAUUUGAAAGUCUAGGCAGUCAAAGUUCAAAGCCCAGUUAUUCUGAAGUUGCAAAGUCCUUGAAAACAAAUAAGAGUUCUGGAAAAGAAAGUGAUGAUAAUGAUUUAGGUAAAAGAAGAUCAUCGGAGAAUCCAACCUCUCGGUCCUUUAAGGGUAAUAAAAAAUUUGUUCCCCGACCAAUUCGUGGUAGAAACAACAGCGUCCCAGAUGACAUGAGGCCAACAGUUUCUCCAGAUUCAAAGUAUGGUCUGGAUGAUUUUGGAGAUGAAGUAAAGAACAAAGGAGAGAAAGGAGAUCUUGCUUCAGGUAUAGACAGUAUCCAGAUCACCAGGAGAAAUAGCUCAAGCAGUUUGAGUAGUGGAACAAGCGGAAUUGAGGAAAUACAGCUGAAACCUAGUAACGCUAGAAGCUGUAAUGAAGAGCUACCUCAGUUCGAAAAAAUAAGUAAUAAAGAAAAAGAAAGGGAUGAGAAGGCGAAGCAUGGCAGUAAAGCUGACACAGGAAAGGCUUUCUUUGAUGCUCGGAGAAUCUUUCAAACUAAGGAUACAAACAAGAGGCGCAGCCAGUCAAAGUCUGUCGAUGAAGAGGCUGGACCCCAGAUCCUAAACAAUGGUAAACCAGCAUACACUGCUUGGUCCUCAACGCACAAGAAGUCCACUAAUUAUAUCAACAACAACUUGAGGGAUUCUCAGAAGAAGACAAAUCAGAACUCUGGCAGAGAAGCUAAAGACCAGCGAGUCCCACCAGAGACAGUGUUCUCCCAGACAAGUUCUCGUCAGGAAAAGCCUUCAAGGUCUAGAACUGGCUCGUCCAAGGAGGCAUCCUCAGCUUCGUCAACUAAACCUGAAAUGCCUUUACAGACUUCUUUCGACCAUGAACUUAUAGAUGAGUGGCUGAGUUUCCUGUAUGACAAGGGAAAGUUGUGUCUGCACCAGCUGUGGACCCUGCUGUUGAUGGUCGUCCUUCUCCUCUUCAGCAUCAUUGUAUACCUGGUAUCAGGAACGGUGCACAUAGUCAGCUGGCUGUGGAGUAAGCUGUGGACCUUGCUGGAGACUCGACUGUUUAAGGGGAAGAUAUUCGGGGGUCAGAGGUGGCGGAAAUCCUCCUCCGAAGCUCCGAAGAAAAUAGGACUCGAUGAAAACAUACCACUGCCAGCUACAGGUGAUGAAGCUAUGCAGAGACUUCUGGCCUGUAAAGGAAAAGACCCAUAUAGUAUUCUUGGUUUGAAGGCAAGUGCCACUGACGAUGAUAUCAAGAAGUAUUACCGCCGUCAGGCUGUACUAGUCCAUCCAGAUAAGAAUCAGCAGGCCGGUGCAGAAGAAGCGUUCAAGAUUCUCGGGCACGCGUUUGACCUGAUCGGUGACCAGACCAAGCGACUAGCGUAUGACAGACAACUACAGGAAGCCAAGGAGGCUGAGGCAGCUAUGCGUGAGUUUAAUGACCUCCUAACAAAGCUGCAGGAAAAGAUCCAUCAGGCCAGUAACAUGAUGCGCUGUGACAACUGUGGAGGCAAACAUCGGCGUGUGUUCGUGGAACGUCCAUGGUACAGUGCCAGGUUCUGUGAUCGUUGCAGCAUGAGACACUCGGCCAAAGAGGGUGAUGUGUGGGCGGAGACGUCAAUGCUGGGCUUUCUUUGGCACUACUAUGCCUGCAUGGAGGGAAAAGUGUACGAUAUCACAGAAUGGGUUGCCUGCAAGCGUGAGUUCUUCAAGCACAUGCAGGCGAAUGCUCACCAUGUGUUUUACCGUAUAGCCACAGAGGGAAAUAGAGGACAUCAUAAUAGGAAGAACAGUGGAAAUACUGCCAACUCUGACGCCGAUCUGGAGGACUUCCUCAGCCACCUGUUCCACAAGGCCAUGAACGGAGAGGGUGGGGCGAGUGGUAGCCCCACUUCUGACCCCGGUGCUCAGACCUGGAACCCACCUACAUCUGGCCCCUCCCAGGGCUGGUCUGCCAACAAUAAUUCUGCUCCUGCUGGGAAACGACACAGGAAGAAGAAAAAGAAACAUUGAUGAUGUGUUCACUGAGGAUCUCUUGAUGCUUUACCGACUCAUAUCUCUGAUGAAAUGGCAAUCACAUUAUGGACUAUGUUAUAGAUGUUGAACCACUUCGUAAAAAAACUUGCAUUGUUGAAAAGGUUAUUUUGCCUCACUGGACAUUGAUGUGUUAUUUUGCACCAUCAUUGUUACUUUAAAUAGCAUUUGUCAUUUUAGAUUAAUGAAUUUUUGGUCAAGGUGAUUUUCCGUCUCAAUUUUAAUGAGAUUCUUAGAACUUGCCAUUUAUUAUUGUUUUUCUUUACUUUUCAAUUUCAAUGCAGAAGCUUAACAAAAUCAAAUUUUAAAAUAACAUUAGAUAGCAAAUAUCGGGAUUGUUUUUCAAAAUAUUUGUACGGUAAUAUGAAUAGUAAUCUGCGCUGAUUUGUGUCAGACAAAAUUAGGUGGGUUUACUUUUGAGUACCUAAUAACAGUUCUGUGCUGAGACAACAUUUAAAGAAUUGUUUGUAUCUUGGUCUUGAUGUGUUGAAUAUUACCGUAAUCAUGCAUGUGAGGACAUCAUGUUAACAUGGAUUUGGGUAUAUCAUUUGUCAGCAUUGCUGGGUAGGAUAGUUACACAAUUACCUGUAUGCUUGAUGUAUGGUGGAAUUUUUAAUCAUGUACCUUUAUAUUCAAAGCAAGCAGUAGAACAUGUUCUUGAAUCAUUCAGGCUUCUGAGAGUCCUUCCUGUAUACUAAAUGACUGUAAGUCUGUAACUAUUUUUUAGCAAUGCAAAAAACUUGCUUUCAAUGUGAGUUAUGUUUUUUAAUGCAAGUAUACCAGUAAAUUGUAAUACAAUUAUUGAUAUUAAAUGAUGAUUCUCCUUUUUAAAGAACCCAGAUUUGUUUGUAUUUCCAUAUUUUAUAAUCAUAUGUAUUUGCUAACUCCCUUGACUUACUUGGGCUUUGCAGUAAGGAGCAGAAUUAAUAUGGCUUAACAAAGACAUGUACUAGUAUCAGAUAUAUAUAUAUUUUUCUUUAGCAUACAUUGUGUAUUUUAUAUCAGCAUCAGUAUGGAUCUAAAUGAAGCCUAUAACUGGGUAAAUGUAGUGAACAGUUUGGUUGGUCUAUAGAUGUUUACUUGUAAAUGUGUUUUGUUUGUUUCAUUUUAUUUCAUACUGUUAAGAUGCUGUUUUAAACUUGAUUAGGAAAAUGAGUACUGACAAUUGCCUUUACCAUGUACUGCUUUGUGAAUAUUCAAAACAUUUUGUUGAUGAAAUAAAAUAACAGAUUUAUGUUUGACAGCUAAAAGACACGUGCAUGUACUUCGUAAGAUUACUAGUACUAAUCAUGUCUGGCUGUUUUGGGAUCAACGUAAUAACUGAGAAUAAAAUGAAAUUGUCAAAUUUGAUUGGCUGGAUUUGGAUUCAAUAUUGUGGUGCAGGGUGAAACUGUUUGCUGGUCUCGGGCGUGUAUAUCUCUAUGAUUUGUCAGAACUGGACACCAAUCAGCACUGUCAUUUUGGGGUCUAGUGACCUCAAAUUUGUGUUUCAGAACUCGGGAUUUCUUGUUAUUUGUUCUUUAAGUUCUAUUGGUUAACAUUAAAGUACAUGUAUGUAGUUUUAAAGAUCAGCCGUUGUAUAAAGAAGCGGAGAAGUGCCAUUGUCAAUGCCUAUUUUUACUUUGAAAUGUUGUAAUUAAUUGUUACUUAUCAGUUGAUAUUGUAACUGUGUUGUAUUCGGAACUUACUUUGGACAUGAAAUCUCAAAUGUUGCUAUGUUUGGCUUGUGUAAGGCAUACUGUAUAUUUACAUAUAGGCUACACGUGUUAUAAACAACCUUUUAAUAAAAUAAUGAUUCUUGAUCAGUUUGAUGAAAAUUCAUAUGUUUUCAUAUUAUACAGGACAACUAAAGAUGCAUUUCUUUUCAUAUUGUGCCAAGGUUAUGUAUUUUUUUUAUUGCACUUGAAAAUAUAUUUUUAUACUGAACAAAAUUGUUAAAAAUGAAUAUUUCUUUUCUAUAUUUCUUGAGUAAUUAAAAGUAAAGAAUUGAUGGAAGAAAUUAUAACAAAAAACACCCACUGUUAUAUAAAAUAUUUAUGAAUUAUAUCCAAGCUUUCUUUACAAUAACGUUGAUGUUUUUAGCACGAGUGCAUGUUUUCUGAAAGUUGGUAUCAUUUCAAACGUAUUUUAGUAGAAGGCUUGUGUAAUCAUCUAUUUUGGUGUUUCAGUGUUUGUCAGCCAGUUAUCUAAAAUUGUUAGAUGUUAUUCUUGUAUCAAAUAAAAGAUUUGAAAACCAA